UUCGCCAUGUUAACGAGGGAACGCGUUAAACCGUUGUGCAGUCGGUUUUCGGGAGAAAACUCACCGAGCGGCGUUUGAGACGCCAACAUCACUAAAUCCUGUCUCGUUGUUUUGAUUCGUAAACUCUGAAUACGCAGCGUAACCUGCCAGCGAAUUAGCUGGCCGAAACGGGUUUUGUUUUUUUCCCCACCGAUUUGAAGGCCCAGGCGGCUGCCAUGGAUUUUUAAGGCAUAAUGCGGCACCUCUAAUGCAACGGCAAUGCAUAGUGCAAGGCAAAAUCCACUGCGAAAUUCCAUCUUCGCAACUGCCAAGCAGUUGGGCUCAAAUACCGUCCGCGGUAUACCUGCGAGCCAACCGGUACCCCUGCUGCUGGACCGGAGGAAGCUAACGCUAGCUAGCUAGUCAUCUUAGCUACUGACAUCGAAUUGUAAGAGUGAUCCAUCGAUUCAUCUGAACGUCGUCAACACUAUCGAUCAAAAUGAAGCCUCAAGACAUAAUCGCCGGGAAGACCAGCCUGUGGAUCUUCGGGUACGGGUCACUGGUGUGGAAGCCUGACUUCAAGUACAAGAGGAGCAAGGUCGGCUACAUUCAAGGCUACAAGAGACGUUUCUGGCACGGAGACAACUUCCAUCGCGGGAACGAUAAGUUGCCCGGAAGAGUGGUGACGCUAAUAGAAGACGAUGACGAGAGCACCUGGGGCGUGGCGUUCGAGGUGACGGGCUCUCAAAUCGAGGAGUCCCUGAAAUACCUGAACGUGCGCGAGACGGUCUGUGGCGGCUACGUCACCAGAAUGGUAGAUUUCUUCUCCGAGGGGGAGAGCCAGCCCCCGGUUCAGGCGCUGCUGUACAUCGCCACCACGGACAACCCCCUAUACCUGGGGCCGGCCAGCCCGGAGGAGAUUGGCACCCAGAUCGCCGUGUGCAGAGGGAAAACGGGCCACAACAUGGAGUACCUGCUCCGGCUGGCUGAGUUCAUGAGGCGCAGCUGCCCACACGUGGAAGACCAUCACCUGUUCUCCAUCGAGGCGGCAGCACUGACAGUGGUGUCCUAUCUGUUAGCAGCACAGUAGCUCGUACCCAUUGUGUCACCAGCUUAUGUAGUGGAAGAAUACACACACACACACACACACACACACACUCUGAGGCUUUUCAUCUGUCAUGCUGUCCAAUGUUAUGUUGUGAAAUCUAGUUUUCCACUACAUCAUCCAGUGUACUUGAAUCCAUUAAAUGCUACUCAAGUGACACUAGGGAGGGAAGUUUAUUAUUAUAAUUAUUAUAAUUAUUAUUAUUUAAGUUUUUUCCUAAAGCAUGACCUCAUGAUCACACUGUAACAUUAGAAGUUGUACAUUUACAAAAUGUAUGAUCACUGAAUUGUUAGACUGUAAACAUCUGCAUUUGUUUUCUUUAAAGGCACAUUGACAGUUUAUUAUUUGCACUGUUCGGGUUCCGUCCAAUCUAUUCAGACGGUAAAGCAGUUUUAUUGUGUCCGUGAAGCCUGUUUGCCUAUCCCGCAAACGGCUGCUGUGGUUUUUGAAGGUGCUGAUGGCAACGUUUCCACCCAGUGUACAGGCAAAUGCCAAUAAACAGUUA
This is a messenger RNA of Chelmon rostratus (copperband butterflyfish), 1589 nucleotides long. It is a transcript of the gene chac1, whose product is annotated as ChaC, cation transport regulator homolog 1 (E. coli). The record is from RefSeq and is a predicted model, not a curated record. Gene Ontology annotation, cellular component: cytoplasm. Bases 479 to 1069 code for a protein of 196 amino acids. Gene Ontology annotation, molecular function: gamma-glutamylcyclotransferase activity; glutathione specific gamma-glutamylcyclotransferase activity. Gene Ontology annotation, biological process: glutathione catabolic process. The transcript is spliced from 3 exons. Lineage: Eukaryota; Metazoa; Chordata; Actinopteri; Chaetodontiformes; Chaetodontidae.